This is a messenger RNA of Anguilla anguilla (European eel), 6587 nucleotides long. RefSeq names its product C-Jun-amino-terminal kinase-interacting protein 3-like. Lineage: Eukaryota; Metazoa; Chordata; Actinopteri; Anguilliformes; Anguillidae. Bases 777 to 4826 code for a protein of 1349 amino acids. The record is from RefSeq and is a predicted model, not a curated record. Gene Ontology annotation, cellular component: cytoplasm. Gene Ontology annotation, biological process: vesicle-mediated transport. Gene Ontology annotation, molecular function: MAP kinase scaffold activity; JUN kinase binding; signaling receptor complex adaptor activity. The transcript is spliced from 34 exons.
UGACGUCACCCCUGAUCGGUCAGCUGGCACCUCCAUCUAUCCAGGGAGGGUCCUGAUCGCUCCGCAGGCACGACAUUGCUUGCCUGGUACAACCCGGUGAAGAGCAUUGGUAGGCUACCAAAAACCCAAUAUAAAUGAUUUAGAUGGAGAGCGGGAUUGUCGGGGCGAGAAUCGGCUGCAUCACGGCGUGUCAGAUUUAUAUUUAUUUAUUUUCCUUCCGAUACUUCUCACUGUGGUGGGUGGAAUCCAUGGCUGCUGCUGAGCGGCAGGUGUAUUGUUGAGAGCGUUUACUUUUGUGUUGGUAUUUAAUACAGUUGAAAGAUGGGUCGAAACAAACCAAACCGAUUUCAUCAGGAAAUGGAUGCUGGCAUCGGGAGGAAAGCGUUAUCAGGGUGCGUAUAGAGAGCGUUCAGCAAGGCUGCGGCGCCAGAGAAAGGAAGAGUACAGUCUUUGUACUUAACAUCCAUUUAAAAAUAAAAGACGAAAUGAUUGCAGGGAACAUAUCGAACAAAUAUGCCCGUCUUCUCGGUUAAAGGUUCCAAGGGAUGUCGAUUGCGCCUCUAUUCGUGUAUCGUGUAGCUUAGUGCAAUUGUAACAACAAGUAUAGGCUACUGAUACAUUAUUAAAAAAUAAAGCGAUAAAAUAUCUAUAUGAAAGUGGCUUGGAUACAAGAGUAGUGACACCAGGACAGCCUAUUUCUCCUCAGUGAGAGAGUGUCUUUAUUCUCGUCAGUAAACUGCUGCAUCUGGCAGCUAUAACCAGGUACUGUUGCCAAAAUGAUGGAGCUUCAAAUUGACGAGGUGGUAUACCAGGACGACUAUGGCUCCGUGUCGGUGAUGUCGGAGCGUGUGUCGGGCCUGGCCAACAGCAUUUAUCGGGAGUUCGAGCGUCUUAUCCGUAGCUACGACGAGGAGGUGGUGAAAGAGCUGAUGCCAUUGGUGGUGAAUGUGCUGGAGAAUCUUGAUGCUGUGCUUACGGAGAACCAGGAGCACGAGGUGGAACUCGAACUGCUUAAGGAAGACAACGAGCAGCUGAUCACCCAAUACGAGCGCGAGAAGGCACUGCGCAAACAAGCUGAGGAGAAAUUCAUUGAGUUUGAGGAUGCCUUGGAAGCGGAGAAGAAGGACCUGCAGACUCAGGUGGACAGCCUGGAACUCCAGAGCAAGCAGCUGGAGCUCAAGGCCAAAAACUAUGCGGAUCAGCUAUCGCGGCUGGAGGAGCGGGAAUCCGACAUGAAGAGGGAGUACAACGCUCUGCAUCAGCGGCACACGGAGAUGAUUCAGACGUAUGUGGAACACAUUGAAAGGUCCAAGAUGCAGCAGGUGGGGAGCCAAUCAGAGGGCCCCGGCUGUGGAAGAAGUCAGCGUCACUCAUGGAGGAAAAGCAAGACGGAGCGACCGCCAUCUCUCAGCCUCUUCCCCAGCAUGGAGGGGAUGGUACGUGGGUGUCAGGGGGGGGCUAGGAUGACGCCCGGGUCUGACGUCUGGCAGGCCGGCGAGCUCAGCCACCUGCGAUCCAUCUCCAGCUACAAGGAGGAUGAAUCUGAAUCGGGCCAGUCCUCGGUGGCGGCCACGCCCAGCAGCACGGGCACCAAGUCCAACACGCCCACCUCCUCCGUGCCCUCGGCCACUGUCACGCCGCUCAACGAGUGCUUCCAUUCCAUGUCCGAGUUCGAGGCGGUGCGCAGCAACAACCGGAGGAAGGGUGCCAAACAUCUCAGCAGGAACAUGGAGGUGCAGGUCUCCCAGGAGACCAGGAACGUCAGCAUUGGGAUGGGCAGUAGUGAUGAAUGGUCAGAGUUCCAGGAGAUCAUUGACUCCACGCCAGAGUUGGACAUGUGUGUGGACCCUCGCCUCUAUGGAGGGGGAAACAGCCCCACGCAAGGGAUUGUCAAUGAGGCCUUUGGCAUCAACACGGACUCCCUGUACCAUGAGAUCAAGGACGCCAAGUCUGACAUUAUAGGGGAUGUUGAUGCUGGGGCAGAGCUGCUUGGGGAGUUCUCAGUGCCUGACGAUUUCUUCGGAAUGGGGAAGGAAGUGGAGAACCUCCUCACAGAGAACAAACAGCUCCUGGAGACUAAGAAUGCCUUGAACAUUGUGAAGAAUGACCUGAUUGCCAAGGUGGACGAGCUGUCUGGCGAACAGGAGGUCUUAAGAGAGGAGCUGGAGGCUGUGAAACAGUCCAAGGCCAAGGUGGACGCUAGGGUCAAAGAGCUGGAGGAGGAGCUCAAGAGACUCAAAGCAGAGGCCCUGGGAGCAACACAGGACUCUAAGGAGGAAGGAGGCGAUGAUUACUCGUCUCCGCUCCAGGACGAUGUGCCGAUGGCCCAGCGGCGACGCUUCACGCGGGUGGAGAUGGCCCGCGUCCUGAUGGAGCGAAACCAGUACAAGGAGAGGCUGAUGGAGCUGCAGGAGGCUGUGCGGUGGACCGAGAUGAUCCGAGCAUCCAGAGAGAGUCCCCAGAUACAAGAGAAGAAGAAAUCCACCAUCUGGCAGUUCUUCGCGCGGCUCUUCAGUACGUCCGCCAGCCCGCCGCCGGCCAAGCGGCCCUACACCAGCGUCAACAUCCACUACAAGUCCCCCUCGCCGGCCGGCUUCUCCCAGCGCCGCAGCCACACCAUGUGCCAGAUCUCCACCUCCAACCGCACGCUGGAGUUCUUCCCCGAAGAACUGGCCAGUAACGGUGUCGCGUCUCUCCUCAGCGAAGGCGCGCUGUCGGUCCGGCGGGAGCAGCGGCGCGAGCAGUACCGCCAGGUCCGCGAGCACAUGCUCAGGGACGACGGGCUCGUGCAGGCGUGCGGCUGGAGCGUGCCGCCUCGCUUCAAACAGACAGGCCCUCUGCUGGAGCACUCGCAAGAAGGGUCCCUGAAGAAGCAUCAGCUCAGCCCCAAUGAGAAGGAGGAUAACCGCAUGAAGAACGUCCCUGUUCCUGUAUACUGUCGCCCCCUGGUGGAGAAGGAACCUAACAGGAAGUUGUGGUGUGCAGCUGGGGUGGACCUGAACGGGUGGAAGGUGGCCUCACCGGAAGUGCGGUCCAGCAGUAGCGACCCCCUGACAGCAGAGGGCAGUGGAGAGGAGACCAAGAGCAAUCACAGCUCUCCUGAGAAGAAAAAGACGAAGGAGCUUCACGAGAUGGACUCCAUGGGCAGCCGAGUGUGGAUCCUCACCAGCACCCACUCCGCCAGCAACGUGGUCGUCAUCGAUGCCAACCAGCCGGGCUCUCUGGUGGACCAGUUCAACGUCUGCAACGCUCAUGUGCUUUGCAUCUCCAGUGUGCCAGCGGCCAGCGAGAAUGACUACCCUGCGGGGGAGAUAUUCCCAGAGCAGGGUGAGGGGGGCUCAGAGGAAGCGGUGGGCAUGGAGGGCAUGCUGGCUGGCAUCACGCUGGUGGGCUGCGCCACUAACUGCAGCGUCGUCCGUAGCAACUGCUCCUCCCGCACCGACACCCCCGUGGUGGACAGGGGCCAAGGCCACGCGGCUCCCCUGCUGAAUGGGAAGUUGAACCCGACUCAGUCUGCUGAGGAGGCCACGGAGGCCACGGAGGUGCCCGACCCCACCGCCGGCGAGGCAGAGGAGGCGUCGGGUCCGCCCCGCCCCUUCACUGAACACGUGUUCACAGACCCGCAGCCCCGUGCCGCAGACCCCUCCCGGAGCAGGCAUGCUGGACAGACUAAGGAGGCUAACUCGACAGCCCAGGAGGAAGGAGAUGAAGACUCCCGAGCCGGCACCAGCGCUGCCCCAACCAUGUGGCUGGGAGCCCAAAAUGGCUGGCUGUAUGUGCACUCGGCUGUUUCCAACUGGAAGAAGUGUCUGCACUCCAUCAAGCUCAAAGACUCUGUACUCAGCCUUGUGCAUGUGAAGGGAAGAGUGUUGGUGGCUCUGGCGGAUGGGACGCUCGCCAUCUUCCACAGAUCUGAAGAUGGGCAGUGGGACCUGAGUAAUUACCACCUGAUGGACCUUGGGCGCCCCCACCACUCUAUCCGCUGCAUGGCGGUGGUGCACGACAAGGUGUGGUGUGGCUACAAGAACAAGGUGCACGUCAUCCAGCCCAAGACCAUGCAGAUAGAGAAAUCGUUCGACGCACACCCGCGCAGGGAGAGCCAGGUGCGGCAGCUGGCGUGGAUCGGGGACGGUGUGUGGGUGUCCAUUCGGCUGGACUCCACGCUGCGGCUCUUCCACGCGCUCACCCACCAGCACCUGCAGGACGUGGACAUCGAGCCAUACGUCAGCAAGAUGCUCGGAACGGGAAAGCUAGGCUUCUCCUUUGUGCGAAUCACAGCGCUCCUGAUCGCGGGGAACCGCCUGUGGGUGGGGACGGGGAACGGAGUGGUCAUCUCCAUACCGCUCACAGAGACUGUAGUCCUCCACCGGGGACAGCUCCUGGGUUUGAGGGCCAACAAAGUGUCCCCGACGUCGUCGGGCGGGGUGAUCCACGUGUACGCUGACGACAGCGCGGAGAAGGCCAGCGGCAGCUUCAUCCCGUACUGCUCCAUGGCUCAGGCGCAGCUCUGCUUCCACGGCCACCGCGACGCCGUCAAGUUCUUCGUGUCUGUGCCAGGCAAUGUGUUGGCCACCCUGAAUGGCAGUGUGCUGGACAGCCCCACGGAGAACCCCGGCUCAACAGCGCCUCCUGAGUCUGAGGCGCAGAGUGUACAGAACGUUCUGGUGCUCAGUGGGGGGGAGGGCUACAUCGACUUUCGCAUUGGGGAUGGAGAGGAUGAUGAGACGGAGGAGAACGCAGGCGAGGCUCCGCAGAUGAAGCCAGCGCUGUCUAAGGCAGAGAGAAGCCACAUCAUCGUGUGGCAGGUGUCCUACGUCCCGGAGUGACACCAAAGUUUUCCUGCAGCCUCCCCUGUGACUACCCCCACCAUCCCUGGCACACCCCCAACCCCCCAUCCAGAACCUCUGGCCAGACCUUCCUGCACCUUACCAACCGAAAGGAAAUCAGCUCCAGUUGACUCUAACUCUUUAAACCCACUACCUGUCCCGCCCACCAACCUUUCUCUCCAGCCCCGUUUAUGACUUAUGUAGAGCCCUUCCAUUAAGCCCCUCCCCCCUCCUGCAUUCUGCUCACAGCUCACUGAUGGCCACACGGGGGCGGAGUCACCACACUGGUGGCUUCCAGAACGACCCCCUUCCUCAUAUGCAAGCUACGGACACAGGGUUAAUGUGUGGCUUAUCUGGAAGUGACAUUUAAAACGGGGAAACAGACAAGGUACUUGUGUUUUGGAGGGAAAAUGUAGAGGUUACAUUAGACAGAUGGGAAGUGGGAAUUUACAAGGAAAGGACUCUGUAGUCACAUGGGAGGAAGAAAAUUAGGAUCAAAGCAAGUUGAAACAGGGUUAAGGGUUAUGUUGUUAAGGGAGCUCACAAAGCUUUUCAGUUGGUUUCUCAUACACAGAGAAAUGUGUGAGCUUAAAUUCAGAAAGUUGUGUGUAUGGAAAGCAUUCCAAUUUGAAUGAUAACUGAUGCAACGAGUCACAAAGAAGCAGAAGUGAUGCAUGCUGGGACAGUGCAGGGAGGGUACAUACAGGGAUUCAGAGGACUUGGACUUGACAUUACAUCAUAAACCCAUUGAUCAUACACAUUAUAGCUACAGUGAUCUCUGCAGCCAAAGGCUGGUUAAUUUAAAUUACCCAUAAUUGCAUGAUUACAGUACCUUUAACUUAACAUGACUAUUUAUGCUGCACUGAAAAACCCACAGACCAGCAUUUACAGUAUGGAAUAUAGAUGCUUUUUCAGGAAGCCAAAGUGUUUGUAUAUUUGAACCGAAAGCAGGAUUUAUUGUGUACAUAAAUAUAUAUUUAUAUACAUAUACAUAUUUAAAUAAAACGGAAACAUAUGAAAAUGGUCAGUUUGUAGACAAAUAGUACAACAAAUUGCACUGAAUUUUUGACAAAAAGACUGCUGGGAAAAAAAAGCAUGAAAGGGAUGUGUUGUUUUUAAAUGACAGACCUUUUGGGGACCAAAACACCUGCUUUUAAGGGAUUCCCCUCUUGACACUACCUGUCUUGUGAAGUGUGCCUCAGAAAAGACUACAGGGAGAAAAAAAAGUGGCAUAGGUUCUUGUGAACACUGGUAAACCAAGGAAGAUUUUGAUAAAACUGCAAAUUGCCAAGCAGCAUCAAUGAAACCAUAAAUCUGACAAACUGGUGAAACAGAUAUAAUACAUUUACGUGCAUAUCCUUGAUGUUUACAUGAAUGUCAAAAUCAAUGCAAUGGAUCAACACUGUACACAAUAAACCAGUUCUCCAGACCCAGGAUUGCAUAAACUGAGCUCCAUCAAUGCCUUGCGUUUGCCCCUAACCCACUUAAUGAUUGGUCAGUGUCCUGUUGCUCCUCUGUGACCAUCAGUAAGCUGUGAGCCGAUUGGCUCAUGAACUCCCCAGUAAGAUUCCAUGGUGUUUCAUAUGUAAACCUCCCUGUAUGUAAAGCAGAACCGUGUGGCCUGAUGCCUCACUCAUCUGAGUUUCCUGUAAAGUGAGGCAGUAAGGAUACCCCUUCCUCCCCUCUUUACCCUCCUUGCUAUGUACUUAACUCAUGAAACAUCUCUUAUCGGUAAUGUAUUAAACCUGUUUGUGCAAUGAA